Messenger RNA from Parnassius mnemosyne (clouded apollo), 1254 nucleotides. The record is from the annotation of a GenBank genome assembly. Lineage: Eukaryota; Metazoa; Arthropoda; Insecta; Lepidoptera; Papilionidae.
AUGAAGAUCCUUAAAAGUAGGAAUAUAGUUUCUCACUUAAGUAAUGCUGUUGUUGUCAAAAAAUGUGUCUAUUUUACAGUAAUAUUAUCGAUAUUAUCAACCGGUUUCAUAUUAAAUUUGAUGAUUAAUGAAAGUCAACCAAUGUAUAAAGAUCAUCACGUUAAGUUUCCAACAGACUUAAAAUAUAUAUUGUUUUGGAGACUGGAAACAAACAGAAAGGGAUAUUACUUCAAAAAACUGCCCGACUUACUUGAAGGACAAGCUAUGUUUAUUAAUCAAAAAUGCAAAUAUAUAAAUUGCUUUAUCACUUACAAUAAUAGUAUUCUUCAUGGUAACAGUAAGAACUUUGAUGCGGUGGUUUUUAAUAUAAAAGAAAUCUUCGAUGUUAAGCGCGAAGAAAUAGAAUUAACAAGGUCACCCGAACAAAAAUAUAUUUUCAACUCUAUGGAUUCAGCUGCAAUAUUCCCAGUUUGCUUUCCUUAUCUUGAUAACUUCUUUAAUUUAACUUGGACCUAUAGGUUUGACUCGGAUAUACCACAGCCGUUUUUCGACAUUUAUGACUAUAACAAUAAUUUGGUGGGUCCAAAACAACAGAUGAAUUGGAUCAUUGACAUGAAACACACAAAUAGAUACAAAAACGUAAUUCAUAAUAAAACUAAAGCAGUCGCGUGGAUCGUAAACAAAUGCAGAUCAAGACGCAAACAUUUUCAACUUGUAACGGAUAUUGGACGAGAACUAAAUAGCUAUAAUUACAGCUUGGACUUAUAUGGAAAAUGCGGUGGAACUAAAUGCCCUGGUGAUAAUAUUUUAAGCUGCUAUGAAAUAAUUGAAAAAAGUUAUUACUUUCAAUUGGUAUUAGAAGAUACAACAUCUGAGGAUCACGUUACUGAAAGGAUGGGACGAGCAAUGAUGCAAACUGCAAUUCCUAUUGUACAAGGUGGUUUAGAAUAUGCAAGUUAUUUGCCGCCUGGUUCAUAUAUUAACAUGAAAAACCUGACUAUAAAGGAAUUGGGAGCAAUUAUUGAUUACCUCAUCCAUAAUCCGAAAUAUUACGCCUAUUUCUUUGACUGGAAGAGUUAUUACUACUACACAAUUAGACCAAAGGACUAUGUUUGCGAUUUAUGUGCAUACCUGAAUGAAGAUAUUGGACACUCUAAGAAAACUUACAAAAAAUUUCGGAAGUGGUGGAAUUCGGCUUUUCACAAGCAUUGUCAACAGAAGCGUUUAUUUGAUUUAUUUAUUGAUUUUCAAUAA